AUGUACGACCCUGAGCGCGGCUGGAGCCUGUCCUUCGUGGGCUGCGGCUUCCUGGGCUUCUACCACGUUGGGGCGACCCGCUGCCUGAGCGAGCGCGCCCCGCACCUUCUCCGCGACGCCCGCAUGUUCUUCGGCUGCUCGGCCGGCUCGCUGCACAUAGCCUCCUUCCUCGCCGGGGUCCCGCUGGACAGGACUAUCCAGGUCCUCAUGGACCUCGGCCGGGCCAUCAGGAGACAGAAACUUGGACUCCUGCAGCCGUCCUUCAGCUUUAACAAGUACCUCCGAGACAGACUCCACAGAGAGUUCCCGGCCAACAUCCACCAGCUCGUCUCAGGCAAAAUUAGCAUCUCUCUCACCAGGGUGUCUGACGGGAAGAACGUGCUGGUGUCUGACUUUCAGUCUAAAGAAGAAGUCGUGGACGCCUUGCUUUGUUCCUGCUUCAUCCCUUUCUUAUCUGGCUUAAUCCCUCCUACCUUCCGAGGCGAGCGGUACAUGGAUGGAGGAGCGAGUAACAACAUGCCCUUCGCUGAUGACAAAACAACCAUCACCGUGUCCCCCUACUUCGGGGAGCAUGACAUCUGCCCCAAAGUCAAGUCCUCGAACUUUCUUUACGUGAACUUCACCAUGCUGAGUCUCCGCCUCUGCUCGGCAAAUGCCUACCUUCUAGUCAGGACAAUCCACCCCGGAGAGCCUAAGGUGCUUGGAGAGAUAUGCCUUCGAGGAUAUUUAGACACUGUCAGAUUCUUGGAAGAGAAGGGCAUCUGUAAGAGGCCUGGACCGUGCCUGAAUUUAGCCUCAGAAGACAGGGAUUCAGAGGCCCGCACCAACUGCUGGGAGAACAUGAGCCUGGAGCCUCCCCGGGAGGUGGUUGCCUUGGAGACGAAGCCUGAGGAAGAUGAGCUACUGGACCACCUCCGCCUCAGCAUCCUGCCCUGGGAUGAGAGCAUCCUGGAGACCCUGUCCCCCAAGCUCCUAAUAGCAGUGCGUGAAGCCAUUAAAGACAGAGGUGGAUACAUGAGCAAGAUCUGCAGCUUUAUGCCCAUAAGGAUAAUAUCCUACCUGAUGCUGCCCUGUACCCUGCCCGUGGAGACUGCUGUCACUGUGCUUCGGAGUCUGGCAGUGUGGCCUUCGGAUAUUUAUGACAACCUGCGGUGGCUGUGGUGGGUGACCUCCCGAGUCUGUUUUCGGCUGGUGGAGUGUCUGCUCCCCACUUCCAGAUCCCUAGCUCCAGCAAGCAGCCCACAAGCUUUCCCUCCCAAACCUGAGCCCGGCGGACACUGCUGGCCUUCCCACUCCUCCAUGGACCUGCAUGACCACCCUAUGGACUGUCCUGUAGGGGCCAAAGCCAGGGCCGCCCAGCGCUCCAUCCUCAAGUCCAGCCUGACCUUCUUCUCUGGCAACCAAGCACCUUCUGGGGCAGGGGGGGACUCUACCUUCCCUGCUUGUCCAGCAGACAGUAGUCUCUGAGUCAUUCCAAGAGACAAGUUCAAGAAAUUCUUUCCAAGGUGCUCAACCUUCCAACCUGGGGCAGUUACCUCCUCAGGCCACUGGCUGAUCCGCUUAUGACAUACAGAAUUCCGGCCUCUACACUAAAAUUACGUUGUUGUUGUUAGCUGCUAUCAAGUCAGCCCCUGACUCAUGGGGACCCCGUGCAUGCACAAAGAAAUCAGACCGUUUGUGAUCCACAGGUUUUCCCUGGCUGAUUUUUGGAGCUAGAUCACCAGGC
This is a messenger RNA of Loxodonta africana (African savanna elephant), 1726 nucleotides long. It is a transcript of the gene PNPLA3, whose product is annotated as patatin like phospholipase domain containing 3. Gene Ontology annotation, biological process: triglyceride catabolic process; lipid homeostasis. Gene Ontology annotation, cellular component: cytoplasm; lipid droplet; membrane. Gene Ontology annotation, molecular function: triacylglycerol lipase activity. The record is from RefSeq and is a predicted model, not a curated record. NCBI's taxonomy places the organism in Eukaryota, Metazoa, Chordata, Mammalia, Proboscidea, Elephantidae. The transcript is spliced from 9 exons. The coding region runs from base 1 to 1467 and encodes 488 amino acids.